UCACGCAGCUGUCAAAGAUAGCUGUCAGCCAGGAUCAAACACAGUCAAUGAGAGGGGCUGGAGAGACGCACAGAUCUCAGGUAACCGCCAGCACAAAGUAGGUUUAUUAAAAGAAAACCGGAGGGGAAACACGCGCCUUUUCAUGAUUAAGGAUUCACGGUUAUUUGGAUACACGCUGUGGAUUUCUGGAGGAGAAACACCACACAAAGACCAUUUCCCUCUGCGCGUCACCGGGAAAAAGUGGGCAUUUUUGGACCGAGAUGAAGACGAAAAAAGGUUUGAUGAUGCUUUCGGGCAGCGAGACGGACGACGAGGACAGCGUGGACGCGCCUCUGGAUCUGUCGUCCAGCUCGGGGAGCAACGGGAAGAGGAAACGGCGGGGAAAUCUACCCAAAGAGUCUGUGCAGAUCCUCAGAGACUGGCUGUACGAGCACCGAUACAACGCCUACCCCUCGGAGCAGGAGAAAGCCCUGCUGUCCAAGCAGACUCAGCUCUCAACACUACAGGUGUGCAACUGGUUCAUUAACGCUCGGCGGCGACUCCUCCCAGAGAUGCUGCGGAAAGACGGCAAAGACCCCAACCAGUUCACCAUCUCACGGAAAGGCAGCAAAGGGGGGGACAGUUUCUCCGACAGCUCGCAGUCUCCGAAGCACGGCAGCCCAGCAGGGGGUCCGGAGGAGGAGAACUACGACCAGCGGGUGCUCAGCCCCUCCAUAUUCGACGUCCCAGGAGUCCUGAGGAAGAUGACGUCACCUUCCUCGUCUCCGACCUCCUCGUCUCCAUCUCCGUCUCCAUCUCUUUUCCCCAUUCGCCCGUCUGUCAUCUGUCACACCACUGUUACCGCGGCGAUGCAGCCCCUCCCCUCGGUGACGAUGAUGAACUCUGACCUGCUGCAGGUUCAGGCGAUGCUCCGGUGCCAGGAUGACGAAGGGAGCCAUAAACCCCCCCCCACUACCACCAUGCUCACGGGCAUGGAGGGGAACCUGAGCCCACGCAGCGGGCUCUUCAACACGCCCCCCCCGACCCCCCCGGACCUCACACAGGACUUCAGUGGCUUCCAGCUCCUUGUGGAUGUUGCCCUGAAACGGGCUGCAGAGAUGGAGCUGCAGGCCAAACAGCUGGUGUCUUAAAGCGCAGGAGAAGAGGAAAGAAAGUGACUUUGUGUCCAGACUUUGGGUCUCCUCGGUGACUUCGGGUCUCCUCGGUGACUUAGGGUCUCCUCGGUGACUUCGGGUCUCCUUGGUGACUUGUUCGGGUCUCCUUGGUGACUUCGGGUCUCCUUGGUGACUUGUUCGGGUCUCCUCGGUGACUUCGGGUCUCCUCGGUGACUUGGGGUCUCCUCGGUGACUUGGGGUCUCCUCAGUGACUUUGUCUGCAGAUCAAAUCCACACGAAAGCCUGAUCAUUUCUAUUUUUGGUAAACCAAUCAAAUUGACGAGUUUUUUAUUGGCUGUAUCGAGGUGCCUUGGCUGUUUAUUCAUUUCAAAUACAUGCGUAUGUUAUCUACUACAUGUGUAUCUUAUUUGCACACAGGGACCAAAAAUGUUAUCAGAGAAAUGCUGCCUGUCUUACGUCUUUCCAUUAUAUCGUUUUAGGGAGCGGAGAAGGAGUUAGUCGCGUCCGCACACGUUUACUGUUGUACAUUUCACAGAUGAGUUCAUGCUCGGUUUGCCUCAUUUGUUUGCACACUAAAGGCAAAGGAAGGUCAUCUCAGUGUCUUAAACAUACUUCAUCUAUGACAAACAGAUUCACUACUGUAGUAAAUGUUUUCAUGAGUACAAGUAUAGUUUUUAUUUUGUUAUUUAGCUGUUUUAAAAGAAACUUCUGUGCUUUUUUUGUUUGUUUUUUUUAUACUCUUUUCCCCAUCAAGGGAUAUUUCAGAUGACCAAUGUAGCAGGUUCUUAGUCUGAGCCUCCAUCCCAUCACUCAGCGGAGAAACGACGGCCAGUGGACUGUAACAUUAAAACACUACAGAUGUUUUUGUUUCGGCAUUUGCUGACAAAGACAGCAUUUUCUGAAAUCACCAAAAAAAAGCAUUUCCAUGUAUUAUAGGACCAUGUGUAUAGUUUAUGUGACAUGAUGCCCAAUGAUGUGAUUUCUUUUUUCAUACUGUGCAAUGCUUGUGGCAAAUAGGGGUCACAUGGGAUUCAAAUAAAGUUUUGUUUUUCUACA
This is a messenger RNA of Notothenia coriiceps (black rockcod), 2171 nucleotides long. It is a transcript of the gene tgif1, whose product is annotated as TGFB-induced factor homeobox 1. The transcript has 3 exons. Gene Ontology annotation, molecular function: DNA binding. Bases 261 to 1130 code for a protein of 289 amino acids. Gene Ontology annotation, biological process: regulation of DNA-templated transcription. The record is from RefSeq and is a predicted model, not a curated record. Lineage: Eukaryota; Metazoa; Chordata; Actinopteri; Perciformes; Nototheniidae.